Molecule: messenger RNA, 4866 nt
Organism: Syngnathus acus (greater pipefish)
Lineage: Eukaryota; Metazoa; Chordata; Actinopteri; Syngnathiformes; Syngnathidae
Gene: cd248a
Product: CD248 molecule, endosialin a
Exons: 1
Coding region: 1879-4104 (741 amino acids)
Molecular function (GO): calcium ion binding
Source: RefSeq, a predicted model, not a curated record
UGGCACUCCGAGCGUUUCAAUCGCAGAAUAGAAACAUCACAUGGACAGAGAGUCGGAAUUUGAGGACAUUCGGCCACUUGUGACUCACUCGGGGAGUGCUGGACUCUUGGGAAACGUUCCAGACGUCCUCAAAGGGAUCAGCCACCUUCCAAGUGUGAUGGUUGGAAAAUUUCAAGCUUUGUUGCCGAUUCUUGAACGGAUGCACGCAGAGUUAGGGGAAUCUGGCAAUCUGAAUCAAACGUGAGCAACGGUCUUGUCGGACUCUGUUUGAUUGUAGACUGAACAAGUCGAUUCUAAAUUCAUUUUAUUCUUUAAGCCAGCCUGUUUUUUCUUUUCUAUUCCUGCAUAACGAUACUUUGAUAUUUGAAGUUUGCAAUCCACGAUUUACAUUCCACAUGGUUUUACAAUCUUGUCUUCCAAUUGGGUGGUCUGAGAGCAUAAAAAUAAGAUGGAGUUGGAUGAUUGUAGCACUUAGCCUGGCUAGCUUCAGCUAUACUGAUCAGUGUUGGUCUUACAAUAUUUACGAUAUCCGACAGACUGGUAGCAAGGAACAUAAAUUGAUGAAUUGAGUUUUACUCAACCGCAAAAAAAUGUUGUUCAAUGGCUGCUCAUUUCUAUCCGUAAAGCGCCUUGGGAUUGUGUCGGGGGGAAGUGUUAAUCGCUGAGAUGCUUUUUCCCUGCCAAAUAUUCUCAUUGUGUUGUCUGCGCGUGAAUAGCAGCUCUUGUCUUGCAGUCAUUCCAACCUACUUAGUGCUUGUCCCGUGGUUGCCAGCUGCUUUUCCUUUUAAAACAGCCAAAUCACUGAAUGCAGAUGAUUGCUUUUCAGGGGAACAAAAAAAAAAAAAAUCUUCAUCAAAUGAUCAGCUGAAUGUUAUUUGGCUAUUUUUAUUCAACACUCAGCUCAGUUGUUGUCUCGUCUCGCUCUACACAUGCAUUGGAACUGGACUCCAACUCGCGUUCUAAACAGCCAAUCAUUUAUUCUGCAGACUCACAGGACGAAAAGUCUUUGUCCUCUGCUACCUCAUUCCUUUCACACAAAAGUACCUCACCUCACCUCCCCCACCCCCAUCCACCUCGGUCUCCAUUUCAGUACUGAGUGGUUGUUUUCAUAGCAAUACCAGAGCCCCUUCUUCCUCCACGCCACUGACCUUGACAACUUUCCCUACUUCCCCAUCACCAACAGGGAGAUUUAUUAGCUGGAAUUGUUGUUCUUGAUCUUUUUUUUUUUCUUUCUGCGAGAAACUGUAUCUUCUUUCUGGCUGAGUGCAAAUGUGCUUCUAGACCAGGAAAGCAGAUGUGUGCGAUCAGGAAGAUAGUCUCCCUCCCGUCCUCUGGUCCUUUCCAUUUCGAGAUGCAUUGGCCAGUGAUUAGAUAAUGAAAGAUUAAUUAUUGAAUUAGAAAAAAAAAGUCCAUAGAUGAAAUCUUGCAGCAAACAGGAAAGGGACAAUCUUGAAGUUGAUAAAGCCAAGUGUCCUCCUUUAACUCCUUUGUGUGUGUGUUUUGGGGGUGUAAAUGGCAGCGUAUCAAACUACAUCCAUGAUCAAGAUUUAUGAAAACCAUAUGACACAGUCUUCACUUUAGCCCCCCCAUUCUGACAUACAUCACCGCCAGAGCCCCUCCCCCUCCUCCCACAUCUUCCAAAAACACUUUUGUUUCCUCCUCUCCUUCUCCUCUCCUUCUCCUCUCUUCUCCCUCCCUCCCUCCUUCCCUCCCACCCCUUCCUGCGCACUGCGUGUGUUUGACUGCGAAGAGUUCAGAUGUGUUCCUGUCGGGCAGCGUGAGGAGCGUUUCCCAUAAGAAAAAGUUCAAAUGACGGAAGAAAACUUGAACUAGGCUACAAUCGGCAGCUAGGAAAGGAAUACCGUGUGCUGAAAAAGGAUGGGCUCCCUGGUGAGCGGUUCUGUGUCCCCCCUCUUGACCUCCCUGCUGGCCAUCCUUUUCUGGGGCUUUUCCUGCGUCUGGACCGAGGACUUGAUGGAGCGAGACGCGCUGUGCAAUGCGGACGGCUGCCUGGUGGUCUACUUCCAACGAAAGACUUUCUUGGACUCGUGGAGGGCCUGCAAGGAGAAGGGUGGCAACUUGGCCACCUUAAAACGCGAGGUGGAUGCCGCCGCUGUCCAUGCUCUCUUCACCACCGUGGACUUGCGACGGUCGCGCACCAAGGUCCAAGUUUGGAUCGGCCUGCAGCGGCAACCUCGCCAGUGCACGGCCACCCGACCUCUUCGGGGUUUCUCCUGGACUACAGGUGACCAAGAAACAGAAUACACAAACUGGCAGAGAGAGUACUCGCACGCUAUGUGCUCAGUGCCGCGCUGCGUCGUCAUGGGGUACAACACUCAGGACCCCGGCGAGAACUUGAAGUGGCUGGCCGGGUCCUGUUCGGUGCCCGUGGAUGGUUAUCUGUGCCACUAUGGCUACAAAGGAAUGUGCCCCGCCUUGUGGAGCGAGGGCUCCGGCAACGCCUUCUACGCCACACCGUUUGGCCUUCUGAGCACCCUUCUGACCCACGUGCCCUUGGGCUCGGUGGCAACCGUGCCCUGCGAGAAGGAGCAGCAAUCGGUAAUGUGUCUCUCAAGGGAAGACGGUUCAGUGGGGUGGUCCAGAGAUCCCCCUCUCUGCUCCGGUCCUCCGGCGUCUCACGACUGGUGCCGGCAGAAUAACGGCGGUUGCGAGCAUUUCUGCAAGCAAGCCGGGGCGCACUCGUACUGCGAGUGCGCCGAGGGCUAUCAACUGGAAGACGACGGUCAAAGCUGCGUGCUGUCCGAUGCUUGCCAAGAGGCCAACUGCCAGUUUGAGUGCCUGCCUCUUUCCGAGGGCUACCGCUGCGCCUGUCCCGAUGGCUACAUGCUGGCUCCGGAUGAGCACGGCUGUUUGGACGUGGAUGAGUGUCUCCAGAGUCCCUGCGAGCACGCUUGCGUCAACUCCCCCGGGAGCUUUGAAUGUCGCUGUCAGCGGGGUUACCGCCUCAACGACGAAGGCGCCUGCCAGGAUCUGGACGAAUGCCUAAGCGAUCCGUGCGAACAGACCUGUGAGAACACUGACGGCUCUUUCCUUUGCCUCUGCCACUUUGGGUUCUCACCGCAACCCGAGGACCGCAGUCGGUGUCAAGACACGGACGAGUGCCAGAUCCCGGGAACCUGCGAGCAAAUGUGUGUCAACUACGAGGGCGGCUUCGAGUGCUAUUGCGAGGAAGGCUACCAACUUGUCCCGUCCGACUCGUCUUCGUGUCAGAAGAUAGGCGACCGAUCGGCCGUCACGCCGUCCUUUCCUUGGCUUACGCCCCAGCCUGCACCCGUGUGGGAUCCCGUAGAGUACGACUGGCCACCACAGCCCGGUCAGACCCAUUGGGACCCAGAGGGGGAUCGGACACUUGACUGGCUGACUGACCCUCCCAAAGUUUGGGGUUCGGAUGUAAUUUGGGUGACCAGCGCACCACAGGAGGACAUGUUUCAUCCCGCACCAGAGACACACGAGGAAGAUGUUGGUGACCACACUGACCUUUUGCCAACCACCGUCAUAAACACACCUGCACCCGCCACUAUUUCCAGCACCUCUCUUUACUCGUACGAAGAUGAGGAGCCGGAAGAACAAGAGGAGACCACUCCUUCCCCCUUGUCUUCUACCUCUACAAUCUCAGAAGGCGCUUGGAAUUGGUGGGCGGGGUUCUCAACUGUGCUCCAGAACCGGGGAAAUCCAGAGGAUAAAGUCACAGCGUCUGACAUGCUUACUGAUUCCAGCCACCGCAAACCAUCAGAGAAAGAAAACCAGACCCCGGAGAAAGAAAAGCAGAUCGAGGACGUCGCGACCACCUCCAAAGAUGCGCCCACCUGGGUCUUCCCCUCUCAGCAGCCCACAAUCAAACAUUCCGAUUCAGUCCGGGAGGGCCAGGGGUCGACUCGGAGUAGCACCUGGCUGUUGGUGGGCCUCUUGGUGCCCAUCUGCAUCUUUGUGGUAUUAAUGGCGGUUUUGGCUGUCGUCUACUGUACCCGCUGCGCUGUGCGGCCCCGGAGCAAGACGGACACAGACUGUUACCACUGGAUCUCCGGCGCUCACGAUAAGCAGGGCGCUGCUGGACCGUUGGCAGGAGUCAAGAGCCAAGUCUAGGUCGAGAGCACGAAAAAUGGCUUUACAUAAAAAAAACAGUCAAAUUUGCAAAAAGGAAGAAGUCGUGGUUAAAGCCGAUUGGCAUUGUUAAAUAUUGUGCUAUCUGUUCAUGUAGCAGGUGAGAGACACUGAAAACGUUUUUGUCUGUGUUGUUGCUUUGCCUGUAAGUUGCCGACACUGAUCACUUGAUUCCCCCCCCCCCACACACACACACACACACAUUUCACGGCUCAAGUCCUUUGCUUUAGAGGCAAAAACUUCCAUUGUAAAUUCUUCAAUCUUGUCGCGGAUGAUUUUAGCUUCGACACCAUCGGCAGUGAAAGCCCCGUGAAAUGCAGAGGAAUGUUUAUUUUACGAGCGAUUUUUCAUCCUGGUGUAGACAAAAAAAAAAAAAAGAAAGAAACGUUUGUGGUGCAGAUGUCUGAAUGUUGGAUGGGUAUUUCUUUGUUUUAACUCAAGGUUGGUACAAAUUCAUCAGAACCCGCCCCUUGGCUCCAGCUCACUUCUUUGAGUCUGGAUUGUUGAAUCACAUCCAGCUGUUUGAAAGCGAAAGACAAUCACAAAUGCGUACAUUACAAACAAAUGCAUUAUAAUUUGCAUGGGAUUUUUUUCUCUCUCCCCCGAAUGGCUUCACUUUUUUCCACACGAACCAAUAACAUCUGUUGUAUUCCUUUAAUGUGAAUGGGGAGGGGAAAAAAAGGAAUAAAAAAUUCUUUAUUUUCAAAUUUUAUUUUUACAGUCAUAAAAUCGUAAGUCCCUGUG